Molecule: messenger RNA, 1922 nt
Organism: Magallana angulata
Lineage: Eukaryota; Metazoa; Mollusca; Bivalvia; Ostreida; Ostreidae
Product: acid-sensing ion channel 2-like
Exons: 9
Coding region: 21-1751 (576 amino acids)
Biological process (GO): sodium ion transport
Cellular component (GO): membrane
Molecular function (GO): sodium channel activity
Source: RefSeq, a predicted model, not a curated record
AUUCCAUAAUUUUGGAAAACAUGAAUACCAAUGUUGUGAAACCCUCAUCGAACCCCUUAAACAGGGACUGGACUAUCUCAAAAAGGUCCGAAAGAAUCAACAUAACCGGAAGUAUGAAAACCAAUGUUACUAGUCCGGAAGUAGUGUGUGACUCUGACAAUGACUUAAACAGGAAGGAGAAGGAAAAAAUGAAUACUACUGUUGUAAAACCCUCAUCGAACACCUUAAACAGGGACUGGACUUUUUUUAAAAAGUCCGAAAAAAGCGUAUUCAACAUAACCGGAAGAGUGAAAACCAAUGCUACUAGUCGGGAAGUGGUGUGUGACUCUGACAAUGACUUAAACCGGAAGGAGAAGAAUAUUGAUGACGACAAUUGCAACAUUCAGCUUCUUUGGAGCGACUUCCGGGACAAUACAACGAUGCAUGGACUGAAGAAUGCAAAUCUAAAGCAGCGUCAUCGACUGCGCUGUUGCAUUUGGGCCGUGGCAUUUGUUGCUAUGGCCUGCUCUCUGAUCUAUACAACAUUCGAGCAAGUUAAUAUCUACUUCAAGUACCCUACCAUCCUUAAUACGCAUGUGCAGACUCAAACUUCUGUUAAGUUUCCUGCUGUUACUUUUUGCAGUGCCUCGCCACUGAAAAAACAAGCUCUUCCCGACAUCCCCGAUCUUGAAUAUUUCUUUUUGUCACAUAGCGUCAUUGGUUCGAAUGUGCUAACCCCACGUUUGAAUUUGAGCCUAUCAGAGUACGCCAAGUAUCAUCUUCCGAUUAGUGCAUCCUGGGUAAAAGAUACAGCCAAUCGAAUUGAAGAUCUUUUCUUGAUUUGUAAAUUUGAUGGAAAAGACAGAGUUUGUAAAAGUGACAUGGAGGCCAUUAUUACUCCAGUAGGUGUAUGCUACACUUUCAACAGUCGAAAUUACGUCAGUAAGAAUGGUCACAUUAUGACGUCACAAACAGGAAGUACGUCAGGUUUGCUAUUGUACCUGCUUGUUAAUCAGAACAGCUAUGUGUAUAAUGACAUCAUGACAGCAGGUUUCAAGGUGAUUAUUCACGACCAGAAUGACGAGCCCGAUGUUAUUGACAAAGGCUUCUUCGUUUCCCAGGGAUUCUCGACGUUUGCGUCCAUUCAUAAAACAGAGUAUCAAUAUUUGCCUAGUCCUUACAAAAUGAAUGGGGACCAGUUUUGUGUGGAUACAAAAUCUCCGGAGUACAAGAAUCCACUGCAGUACUAUGACGUAUACAGCAAGACCGCUUGCAGGAUGGAGUGUAAACAAAACCACGUGAUUACAAUAUGUGGAUGUCGCUCACCUAAUGAUAAAGGAAAUUAUACAAUGUGCUACCUCGCUAAAUGGAUGGAAUGCUACAAAGUUGAAAGUGAGCGAUUUGACCAGAACGGAACUGUCCAGGGGAUGUGUCCCUGUCCCACGGAAUGUGAGUACAAUGAGUACCAAGCGCGCCUGUCCACUGGUUAUUUUCCCGCCAAAAACUAUGACUUUAUAUUCAACGAGCUGGGUAUUACAAACAUAAGAGAAAAUCUCCUGGAACUUGUUAUUUAUUUUGAAUCCUUUGGCGUUUUGAAAGUAGAACAAAAGCCUGAGUACAGCCCUGAAGACAUCCUCGGUUUGUUGGGAGGACAGAUGGGCUUGUUUCUGGGCGCCAGCCUGCUGACUCUCACUGAACUCAUUGAGGUCAUUCUCUUGUCUUCAAUGGUCGUCGGGAGACGAAUGUACCACCGAAUCGUUAAAAAAACUUGACAUUUUCAUAACUGAAGCUUUCAUUUAGCCUUUGUCUCAUUUUUAUAUUAAGACAUUAUAAUAGAAAAAAAUAAUAUUCUUUUGAUAAGUGGAGACAUCUGUAAUAUCUUGGCUCAUGAUAUGACUUUGCUUAAAAUUUAUGUUUACAGGUACAGGCUUAAAAAGUUGGAA